AAUAAACAAAAUGGCCGACUGGCUCAGUCGGCUCGGUCUGCACAGUCGGACGGGCUUUACACAGAUUUGUAUGGCACAUGGCAUAGUGUCAUGGGGGAGUAAGGAUAAUGAUGAGGCAGGAGAGCUUGAACUUUGGUAUCGUGAGGGGGAUAACAAUUACUGCCUUUAUGCCAACAAUACAACGGGAUAUGAAAUGGUAUGUAAAGUUAUUGAUGUUUUUUAUCUGCACUUCCAUAAGUGCACUGACAAAAUCAAAACGUUAUUAACGAAGAAGUCGAAAUUUCAUUUUGUCCAAUACUGAAAACAAAUAGUACCAUGUGAGAGUACCGAUAAAGGGGUUUCGUCCAGGGGCUCAAGAGUAAGAACUAAAUGUUGUGGUUCCAUAAUUGACUCUGGGAGUGAUAGGGUUUUAACUAUGUACAAUUUAACAAUUAUUUAUAUUAAACCCUUUUUAUUUAAAAAAUUAGCUUAUUUAUGUGUUUAUGCAGUCACCUAAAUGUAUCUGUUGUAAUUUUUCUACCUCAUGUAAUUUUUUUGUUUUUCUUUUGUUUUUGGGUAUGGUAAUGUAUGCUAAUGAAGUUGAAACAAAAGAAAAAUAAAAAUUACCUGAGAUAAAAACUUAACUACAGCAUAUCCAUUUAUUAUUUUAUAUGCUUUGUUCUUCAUUAAACAUUUAAAUACAGUAAACACCCACCAAUAAGAACCUGUGGAUUAAGAACCAUCUGGCAGAAAUUUGCCACUUUAAUACCCAUGCAAAAAUACAAGAACCUGUUUAGCCUAGCCCAUGUUGCAGCCAGCGCACACACUCGUCUUAUCCAUUUGUAUAGUCCAUUUGCGAACAAGUGCAUAAAAGUUCAUUCUAACAUCCUGCAGAGUCGCAAAGACGUAUGUGAGUGUUUGUGAUGGGUAGGUUUCUUCUGGGUUAAUGUUAAUGUUAUGCGCCUCAUGAUUGGUCUAAUUCUUCACGUGCGCAUGCCAAUAUUAAAAGGCUCAGUGACAUGUCAAAAUUCACAGAAGGGAGUUGGCAGUGAUCGUUUACAGUUUACAGCAAAUAAUAAAAGAGCAGUGCAAACUUUAAAGCCUUCUUCUGCACAAAAAAAUACUUUGAGAGAAUUCCUUGUGAUUUUUUUAUAAGAAUUUGCUUGUAUAAAUUUGCCCACUGGUUUUCCAGCAUCUUCCAAUCACUGCAGAUGCACUGUCGCGUAUUCUACAAUCUAGCCGACAGUUCUAGGCUUCUAGCGUCCAAAAAAAAAAAAUUCAGGAAAUCAUUAUCUUCACAGCCAAAAAUAAAACCUACUACAUGUGGCUAUCCAGGUCCAGGCGUUUUAGAGAAACCAAAGAAACUAAGGUUAUUUAGCCACAACAAAAAAGCGUAAGGCUUAAACUAUGGUGGCCCACAGCUAGGGUACAUGCUGCAAAUAAAAAAGUUGCUGCAAAUUAAAUAAAAUUGCUGCAAAUAAAAUAAAGUUGCUGCAAAUAAAAUAAAGUUGCAGCAAAUAAAAUAAAGUUGCUGCAAGUUAAAUAAAGUUGCUGGAAAUGAAAAAUAAUUGCAGCAAAUAAUAAAAAUAGUUGCUGCAAAUUAUGGGAAGAGUAGGACUCAGUAUAGUUGUAAGGAAGUUAAAGACAGACCUGCAAGUACUCCCAAUGUGGUUUUUGUGGUUGUGUUGAAUUAUUAACUGCCUUCAAGUUACAUUUUUGCACUCAAGCGUGUCUUUUGUAAGGUAUGAUUGGAGGUCUUAAACUGUUUUCAGCACUGCAGAGGCUGAUUUCUUAUUAGGCCUGUAGACUCCAGUUUGCCAUCAACGUCUUUUUAAGGUCUUGUACUGUUGGGUUAUAUGUUGUAAUGAAAGGCAAUAGUCUCUCUUUAUUUUUUUUGUUUUUGUUUUAGCCCCUAUCAGUGUCUCAAGUCAAGGUUGACCCCUGACAAUGACCUUUCUAUAUCCGGUUUAGGAUUUUGUUUGCUUUGAGUUCACAAGGCACUCUUCAAAUGUUUUUUUUGAGGAGUUUUUUCUAAUCAAUCUUAUUUCUUUGCCUUUAAUGAAACUUCUUUUUACCCUCGUAGCUGGAACGAGAUAAAGUGUACAUAUUGAAAGGUUUUAGGCGGCUUAUAGUGGGAUUUAAUGUCCAAUGAAAAUGGAUUUCUCUGUGAGAUGUUCUCCUUUGAAAACUAUUGUAUCAAGAAAAGUUAUCUCGUCAUUUCAUAUUUCGGCCGUGGACUUCAUUUUUGGGAUGGGAUUUGUUAGUUUCUUUAAGAAAAAGUUGGGUCUUUUCUGUUACAGUCCCAAAGAAAGGAAACGUCACCAAUGAAACAUUUCCAUUGGUAUUAUUUCUAUGUUGGAUUAGGUUUGUUUCAGUCUCCGCCUUGUGGAUAUUUGCAAAGGACACCGCUGUUUUUAUGCCUAAUGCAACUCCAUGGGUUUGAUGGUAAUUGUUUCCAUUGAACUCAAAUAAGGUUCCUGUCACUGAGGAUUAGGCCAAGCAUUUUGUGAGUGGGCCCUGGAUACAACUAUACUGAGUCCUCCUCUUCCCAUCAGUGUGUGCGCAUAAUUUCCUGUCACUUAAUUUGCAGCAACUGCUUUUAUUUGCCUCAGAUAUUUUUUUGUUUGCUGCAAUUAUUAUUUUUUUAUUUGCAGCAACUACUUUUUGUUUGCAGCAACUUCAUUGGUUUUGCAGCAACUUUUUAUUUGCAGCAUGUCCCUUGUGGGCCACCGUAUUAAAUAGAGCUAAAAGAAAAUCAUUUCGUGGUAAACUGCAUAAACUGUGAUCAAAUCCUGUCAGAAAACAUCUGCAGAAACAUAAACCGUAGGAACUAAUUGCUCAAUAUGCAUGGAACAGACCAGCAACCUAAACCUCUAAAAUUAAUGUGACACUCAAAGUGGUAAAAUAAAAUUUGCUCAGUGUAGAAUACUCCAUGAACUGCAUAAACUACGCAAAAAGAGAGCAAGAGAAACCACUGUUGUUCAAGCUGACUCUUCGGUCACGUUGACUGCACUAUCAAAAGCUCAAUCUCCCUUCUCACAAGCUAUAUAUUAUAUAAAUUAGUUGUGUUUGGCCUGUCAAUGCUUAAUUCAAAUCAGACUAAUCACAUUAAACUGUGUAACAAACAAGCCAAUCAAAAAUGCUCACAUAUGUCCUUGCAACUGCGGGAUUCAAACAUAAUAUUGUGAAGCAAGUUAAGCCUAAGAAGAUCAUCAUUGCAAGUUACAUGUAAGCUUAAAUUAUGAUGAACAAUUUAACAAAGGGAGGUAACUAUCAGUGGUAAAAAGGGGGGGGGGGGGUACCUAUGAGUUAUUUUUUAAGUAUAUAUUCAUAAGUCUCGCUUGCUCAAGAAAUGAAGAGGCAAUUACAUCUACAUGAAGCAGGAUUUCCUCGUGAUAAGUUUUUGACUUCCUACUUUAUCUACAGUCAAGUAUUCUUCAAGAUAAUUAUUUUAUUUUAUGUAUGGUAUUUGACAAUUUGUUUCUGAAUUGAUUGUAUACAUGUGCAUAAAUACACGAAAAUUAAGGGCCUAGAUUCGAGUAUGAGAGAAAUUACACCAUUGCCAGAGAGCAAAAAAAGUGAUGAACAUGGCAUGUCAUUUCGGUCAUCGCUGAAAAUGAAACAAUGAAAGUUUACAACGCCCGACCAGUUAGCCUCACCAUCUGCCCCAUUGAUCGAAGUUUUGCUCAUUAAGAUUCUUCUUUUACUCGACCACUUGUUCCAAAGUAAUCACCACUUUUAAGCCAUAGAAUUCGUGGACCAACCUAUUCCGGAAAAGCUCUAAAUCUUUUGUAUUAACUUUUCCUAAGCUUUCUUCACAAAACAUUCGUGGCGAGCUCCUGAGUCAUGCCGCAAUUCAUUAUAUCCCAAGUUUCCAUGGUCACCACUAUGUUCAACCCUGCAGGGACCAUGUCUUCUCUUUUGUGGACUAAAUACGAGGAACAAAACAUGGCUUACAGAUUCUGAAUCUGCAAUUGAGACUAACAAGAAAUUUGGUCAUCAGUUUUGUUAGGAUUAUAUGACAUAAUACAAUUAUUAUGAAUAACUUUAAAAAGUUUAAAAUUUAUUUUUGUGAUUUUAAAUCAACAAUCUAUCUCCUUCAUACGUAAAAACUAAGAAGUCGCGAUUCGACCUAAUUAAGAACCUACAUAGCCUAAAUUGCCAUUAAGUACCUCAAAAUACAAGAACCUAUUUUGCCAGACUUCAAAAAAAGUAGGUUAAUUCUUAUUUGCUGGUGUUACUGUACCUCAUUUACCAGUUUUAUGUAAAUGAUUGGCCACCAUGGUUACGCUUUAUGCACCACAACAAUAGGUUCAUGAGGAAUUGAAGUGAGUGAGUUCACUUGAUAUGUAAGAACUUUUAAAUGAAUAAACCAGUGCUUUGUUUACAUUUGAUCAUUACCAAUUCACUGAGGUUAUAAUGUUUAGUGUCAUGUUUAGAGUCAGCAGAAAAUACAUGUACAUUUAACAACAAUAUUAAAACUGUUUAAAAAGUUUAAAGAAAAACUUGCAGUGACUCCAGUAGCUAUUACAUGUAUACCUGCAUAGGUUCAUGAGAAGAUUGAAACUGUUACCCUCCACACCAGUAUGAGGUUUAUACUUCCCCCCACGGAGGGCAUCAGAAAUUCCAGUGGGAAGGGGGUCCAAGAGGAGGCAAUUUCCAAGGGAGUGGGGUCAGAUUCUCAAGGUCUUUUUUCCAGGGACUUUGAAUGAAACAAGAGUUAUUGUUUUUAUUGAUGAUCUUACAUAAUUAACAGUUAUAGCUGAAUGCUUUUUUCACAGCUUACCUGUAUGAUAUAGUCUACAUAUAUCUAAUAUGAAUGUCAUAUUGGCUCAUGAAUAAUGCUGGUCAUCCAGCUCAUUGCUUUAUAUUUCACAAUAUAAUUGUGGUAUUCACUGUGUUAUGGUCAUGUUCUAUUAGCCUUCUUUUAACUUGUUCUUAACUGUUUACUGGUUCUUUCAUAGAUGCUCUCAUAGUACACUGCAAUGGGCAAAACUGUUCUGGAUUGAUGUUCCAUUAUACAAAAAUAUAACAAGCCAAGGAACCUCAAUUAUAUUUUUCUCUUUUGAAGUUUACCAAAUUCCACACAUUGGAAAAUUUGAUUGUUCAAGGAGGACUUGCAUUACAGCGUAUCCAAACACAGUAACGAAAUCACAAAGGGAUUCAAAAAUCACAUUGUUUCUAAGAAAAAAAAAAAACGAAUCAAAAAAUGACGGGUUGUUGUGUUAAGAAUAUUGUGACGUUUUUGUGGAUGUUUCAAAAAGCAUUCAACGGGAAAACACAAGGAAAACUUAAGGACAGUCUACAACUUAUUUGACCACUCAAAUAUAGCACUUUCUUCAGACUUUCAUCAUCUUAAAAGUCUUCUUGCCACCAGAUCGGUCUUCCAUCUGUUUUGAAGAUGGCAGCCUGUUGCUCACGCUCCGUUCCAUGCCAGCAGCCACGAAAUGCUGCUGUGUGUUAAAGCAUAGUUGGCCAAGAACUUCUGGCACUGCUAUGUGGGCCUCUCUAAUAGUUGCUGGACCAUAUUUCUUGGCUUUUCUCUCAGGGGCUUGCCAUUUAGUCUCACUUUGUGUUGCACAACAUGCAGCUUGAUUCAAACAACUCUGUGGAUUUGCCUCGUGGCCCUGCAGUGGUAGCAUAUGUAUGUAUCGCAGCUUGAAUCUUUGACUCUCUUAACUGCUGAUGUAUAAAACAAAGGAUUAUACUGCUGCAUGUCAAUGGUUUGAUCCAAGUUGUCUUUGCUGCAAGAUUUAUUUGGACACAACAUUCUAACAUGACAAGACUUCUUUUUCACCAAAAAACAUGUGAUUUGUUUUUCUUAAAAAUUAUUUGAUUUUGUUUACCUUGGUGAUUUUGUUACCAAGUACUGUUUUGAUAUGCUGUAACACAAUUCCUCCUUGUGUAAUAUUAUUCCAUGUGUGGAAUUAAAUGUUGUUUAAAGGACAAAUAUAUCAUUAAGGGUCAUUAUGGCUUGUGAUUUUUUGUAUAAUAAAACGUCAAUCCAGAACAGUUUUGUCCACUUUACUGUGUCUGGUAAGGUAUUGCCUCCUUGGUUGUCAGUGACAUACACCUGAACUCACUGUUAAUAAUUAACAAAGAAAGGCCUUUAUGUGCAAGGUAAAGCUGAGAACAUUAGACAUUGUUUUAAGAUGAAUAAAAAGAUUUUUCCUCUCUUUAUCACAGAAAACAUACAAUUAUCUUCUGCAUAAAAGUAUAGUGCAACAGCAUGUUUGAUAAAAAUAUUCUUUUCGGGGGUGUCCCAACCAAGUUAGAUAACAGAAAAUUCUGUGGCAUGGGGUGUAUGACAACCACCCCUUGGAACGGAAAUUAUAGGGGUGUGGGUGGUCUAAAGUAAAAGUGCCCUCCAUAGGGGGGGGGGGGUAUUAUGGAUGUUUUCUGGAACUACACAUUACAGUUAACUCAUAUUAUCACAGUCAACUGUAAGUUGUGAGUCAGGCAACAAAUAACCCAUGUUUUUAAUGUGUUUUGGGGGUAAAAGUAGUAUAUAAUAUGUAGUAUUAAGAAGUCCUCGCAUUUUUAAAACUUUUUUUGCAAUGUUAUUUCAACUCAGUUGCUUUAAAUAUCAGAAAGUAGUUUAAGUUUCUUGAAAUUGAUUUCUUGGAAUCAAACCCAUUACAGUGACUGUCAAACCUCUCUAAUACGGACACUGAAGGGACAGAGUGAAGUGUCCGAAUUAGAGAGGUGUCCAUAUAAAAAAGGUCACUACGAUGACAUCAGUUUUGUGACUCUACUUACAGUUUUAAGUGUUCAGUAGCUAAAACCUGGCUUACACUCGUCUUUAAACUGCAUUUAAGUUUAUUAAUUCACAGUACAAAGACACUGUCUUUGAGUAGCAUACAAAAUUGUACAUAUCAGCUACAUACAUACAGUCGUAGAUAAAUCACAGUUUUAACACAAAAUGAGCUACAGCGCAAUGCUGCAUGUAAAAAGUUGUAACGUAAAGCACAAUUCUGAAAGUGCCUUUCACUGUUUUGCAAAUGCAGUAAACAGUAACUAGAGUACAAAAUGUACAUAAUAGAAAAGAUCUUCAUGGUAUCUGUAGCCUUCAAAAAGUCGAUUAUGUCCUCCGCACACCUUUUGCAAUAUGUUUGGUAUACAGUCACUGGGCUUUUGAAGUCACCUUGCAUAGCUUCUCAGCCAGACCAGACGGGAUUUACCCUGUGCAAAUUCACCUGAUCGGGAUUUAUGAUUCAGCUGAUCACUACAGCGUCCAUCAGUAAAGAGGUUAAGUUUAUAUGAAUUUACUCUCUGGGGCCGAGAUUUAGUGUCCGUUGUCCGUAUUAGAUAGAGUCCGUAUUAUAGAGGUUUUGUUUAAAGAAAAUAUAUAAGAAUUUUGUCGAGACAUUGGAAACUGUCCGUAAUGUAGGUGUCCGUAUUGAGAGGUGUCCGUUUUGAGAGGUUCGACUGUAGUUUAGUAGGAAAAAGAGAAAUCCAUUUGUGGUGUGUUUACGUCCUCCAUGAAAUGUCUGCUGACAGAGGUAAUUUUAUGCGGCUUUUAUGCAGUGAUGUCAAAAAAAUGUACAAAAAAGUGUGCUGUAUGUGCAGACUUCUUGUUUUGCCUAGGGGUAGUAUAAAUGCAUAAAAUAAUGCUUUUUUGAUGUCUUUGUUGCUGUUGCAGUUGUUCUUGCUACAGCUCUCUAUUUUGAUCUGAAGGGGCACAGUGUCAUGACAAAUGGAAAGUCCAAAAUGUACAAAGUUGUGUAUAUAUAGUGAAACUACUGGUUAUUACGAAAAAUGUUCCUGUUUUGUUGAGAGGUGCUUUUUACAGACACAGUGUAAGUGCAAUGAAACUUUCAUCAUUGAAUGAAUUAAGACAUGAAAAAUCAUGAAUAUUUUGUUAUUUGAAAACUCAGUGAGGCCUAUUUUAUUAUUUUCAGCUUGAAUCAUUAUUGCAUCUUGAACAUAUUGCGGAAAGUAUUUUGUUCUUUUCUUUUUUUGCCAUUUAAAUUGAGUCAGGAAUCUGCAUUUAGGAGGGUACACAGCGUACACAAUCCAUCCAUAAAAGUCUAUUCUUGUCAAUUAAAUAGAUCAAUUAAUAGAUAAUAAUAGUAACAAAUUUUAAUAGAUCAAUUAAAAAUGGUAUAAAGAUUUACAACAAGUUUAGAAAGUUAUGAUAGAAAGAAUUGUAGAUGAUGUUUCAAAAGCUGAGUAUAACGUAGCAGACACAUGCAUUAAAACAUUCAAGUUUGUUUAAUAGAUGUUUUUAAAUAAUUGGUGUGACUUAACCUUAUGGAUGAUGUUUAUACAAGAUGUUUCAAAAGCUGAGUAGCAGACACAUUUAACAUUCAAGUUUGUUUUAUAGAUGUUUUUAAAUAAUUGUUGUGACUUAACCUUAUGGAUUAUGCAAUGAGUUUAAUUUUCACCUCACCCUGAUUCAGGCACCUAUCAGCUUGUUCUCAGUAACAACUUAGGAGCUGUGACAUUAAGCAACAGUAAGGGUGGAUUUAGGGGUGGGCCAAAGGGGGCCUUUCUUCCUUGAAAUUAUUUAGUUUUAUUUUUAUCUGAAUACUCAGAACAAUAAAACGUUUCUAUAUAGCUGGCAAGUGGACAACAAGUGAUGAUGGUGUUUUCAUCCUUUUUUCUAAUAAUUUAUUUCUUGCUCCUCCGCUUCGUUGAAUUACCUAAGUAUGUUGUUUUUCCAGAUCUAAAUCUGCCAAAGGCUGGUCCACAGGAUGUAAGAUGUUUCGAUUGUUUUUCUUCCUGUGGUGCUGAUACUGUGUAAGCUUUCCUUGGGUUUCUGAGGUUGAAAUUGAAAUAGCAGUUACAUUAAAAACAAACUGCAUGUAUGUACUGCUAGUUCAAAAGUAGUUUAAGAAACUUUCUCUUCUUGGCUUGCUAUUAUCUCUUUCUAAGCCACUGUAUGACUUAUACAGUACCAGUAUGAAAAUUAACUCUUUUAGUUAUUGGGAUCUGAAAUAAUAAUAUUAUUUUAUAUUGAGGUCCCCAAAGUCAGCAGCCUAUGUUAUAUUUUUGCUAUAUCAUUCAUGGGUAUUUAAUUUUGGUUUUGGUUCAUAACAUUCUCACAGUCCCCUUGUCCUGUUUGUUCGGUGAAGUUAAGCUGUGUCAGGCAGGAUUAGUACUGGGUUGGGUGAGACCUUUUGGGACAUAACAUGUAAUAUAAUAUAUUUUGACUUUAAGUUUAUUUUUCAAAAGAAAGCAGUUUAUUGUUUAAACAUACUUACAGAGCAUGUUGUUUCAUGUACAGGUUUUAGAGUCAGAAGAAAUUGCAAAGGACUUUCUUUGAUCAUAUUAGUGCGUUUAUUGUAAGUAGCUAGGAGAUGUGGUGAACUAGAGCUGACAGAUAAUGCUGCUUUUUAUAUCAUCUGGCUUGUUUAUAGCCUGCAGUGCAGACGGCCCACGUAAUGUGUACAGUAUAGAUAUAGUUGGUUUAAAGACGGUUUAAAGUGUCUACGGCGCAGGAUAGCUUGUUUACAGUACAGCUGUAGUACAGUAUUGUUGUAAAGUGCAAUGAACUCAACCAAAGUGCUGCACCCAAUAACAAUCAGCCAAUCACAAGUCAUGUUCACAAGGACAGUUAGUUGCCUGUCAAAAACAAGAUAUCUCUUUAAAUCUCAAAGUGCCACCACCCAAGUGUGUUCACUGCACUGAUAUUAAUUCAACUUAAGAAAAUUUUGUAGGUUUUAAUAAAUUGUAUUUUAAACUUGGGAAAGGAAUCAAGAUUUUGUUGAACCAUUAACCCAUGCAGUAUAUAUAUAUGCUAACAACCUCAUCCAUGUUGGUUUAUUUGAGCAAACAGUACAAUUGAUCAUCCUCUUUUGGGACACCUCCAUUCAGGGGAAACAAAAUUUGGUCCCGGAAAAUGUGCGCAUAAUCUUUGUAUUUAUUAGGUAACCUCAAUUAAAGGGACGAGUGACCUCUAUUCAGAGGAAAGGGACACUUUUUCUGGGUCCGGAUAUCUUUAAGAGCACACUAAUCAAAAAUGGAAGCUUUCCCAAACUGAACUGUCUCACAUAAAUCAAUGAAAUGCACUUGUGUGAAUUCAACAUAUAAUUAUAGCAAUGACACCAAUAAGUUUAUUCAGUAUUACCAUUUCUGUAUAGGUGUUACCGAUUAAAAAAAAUUAAAUUAAAAAAGAAAAUGAAAAUAAAAUAGUACGGAGUUUAAGAUACCACGACGGUGAUGGCCACAAAAACGUCGCUUAAAAAGUGAAUUUCCAGUCUCUAUCGCGAUUACUCCAACCAUUUACUUUGUCAAAUGUAAGCGUAGUCUUUGUCAGCCAAAUUCCUAAGAAUCAUAUCCAAGUUCAGGAACGGGGGCGUAGCUAAGAUUUUUCAAGGAGGGAGGGGGGGGGGCUGGGCUAACACUAUCACUAUGUCAAACCCAGGUUACUUACCAGAUUGGCAUGUCGACAUCCAGGCCGUGUUUUACUAAACGACAAGCCUACAAACUAGCUGCAUAGGUUAAUUACGUUCCACAUAAAUUGCUCUAUUUUGGUUAUGAAAAGGAACAUGGUCAACUGUAAAUGGAGUAAUUAACAAUCUAGCACUGGAAAAGAUUUAUUGCAGGUUGAUUCUUCAGAUUCGUGCGUUUUGGCCACCUGAAUUAUAGGGACAAAAAACAAUUAUCUCACAAAGGGGGGGGGGGGGGGCGCACCCCAGAACCACCCCAAGCUACACCCCUGAUGAGGAAAAAGAAAAUUUCGCCAUCGCUUGUUUACGUCCUCCAUAAAACGUGAAAUUUGGCAUUUUCCUGUCCUGGUCGUGCAGUGAUGGCUAAAAAAAUGUACAAAAACGUGCAGAGUUGUUGCUUUGCCUAGAUUCAUUUCAACCUAUUGCCUUUUUGACGUUCUCUUUGUCAUCACCGUGGCAUCUUAAAGUCCGUAAUGAUGAUUCUUUUAUGCUGUCUUUGUUGGUUAAUUAUUAACAAACCCCGGCCCAACCUCUAAUCAGGGGGAACCUCUAUUCAAGGGACACUUGCUUUGGUCCUGAGGGUGUCCCCUGAGUAGAGGUUUCAUUGUAUUUGUUUCAUCUGUUGGUUCAAGUUUAAUUUUUUCAUUUCAAAGCUCACUUAAUAACUUUCUGUGCUUUGCACUGGUGAGCCUGUCGACUUUCUUGAUCGGUAUUAUUAUGAUAAUCUUUGAUAACUAAGACUUUUUUUAUAUACUCCAUUUCUUGUACACUGUACAAGUUAAAAUUCACACCAAAUAGUAUUGCAUGAAACCUGAAAUGAUGCGACAAUGGCCGCUAUUGUCAAGUAAAAUUUACCCUACGUUAUAAAGUUAUUCUUCAGGUAUUAUUAAGUCAGUCCGAUAAUGAGUUUUUUGUGUGUCUUGUAUAAAAAUAGUUAUCAUCUUAAUAUAUUUUUUACCUCUUAUUACCCUUCUUUGUUCAAAUUAAUAAUAACCUAAUAAUAAUCUUUAUUGAGAUUACUUUUUCAUAUAAAAUAUGGUUUUCAAAAAGGAUCUCAUAAAAUUUAAAAAAAAAUACAAAAUACUCCUAAUUCGCAAAGACAUUAAAAAGCUAAAAUAUGUAAAAACUAUUAAAAAGUACAAGAUAUUAACUCAAGUUCAUUUAAACUAUAAUCUUUCAUCUAAUGUCGGGGAGAGAAGAUGUUGCCUGGCUUGCUCAUGGUAGGGAAUUAAGGAAGAUGUGGUGUGGCCCUCUUCCUAAAGGUCUGGGGACGAGCCACGGACCACAUGAUCUAGUGUAUACUGGGCAACCUCAUAGGGAUUAGCUGAGAAUAAAGCAAUGAACAAACAAAGUAACAAUGGAACCUAGCCUGAAACAAAAGAGCUGCGACAUAUAGGAAUCCAAACAAAUUAGAGGUUCUAAAGAGCUGCAAGGCUAUGGUUUUGACAAAUGAUUUUGAGCUAAACAUAUUGCACAAAUUUUGCUGUAGCUGAUGGUGUCUUGGUUAAAUUAGCCUGCGAAACGCAUAUAUAUGUCCGGUUUUUUGGAGGGAGCGAAGCGACGACCGGAAAUACGUCUGCGUUUCGCAGGCUAUGGUUAAAUGGGGUGUGAACAUGAUAUGGUUGUUUUCAGAUGUUAUUUUAUGGUACCCGAAACACCCGCUGAUAAGAAGGUCUUUUUUGAAGUAGGUUCUUGUUCUUGGGACACUUAUUGGCAAUUUAGGCUAGGUAGGUUCUUAAUUAGGUUCUUACAAGUAAUUAUUUUGAAGGACAUAAUAGAUUGUUGAUAAUAACAAAAAUUAAUAAAUUUUCUGUUUAUUCACAAUUAUGAUAACCCUAACAACACUUAUUACCGAAUAUCAUACAGUUUAGUACAGUAUGCUUUUGUUGUACUUAAAUUUACAACUCAAAGUUACAUUCCUUUGUUAAAUUGUUUAUAAUUUAAGUGUUAAAAUUUAAUUAAUCGCAUAUUUAAGAACCUGCUUGGUUUAGCUUGCCUAAACAGGUUCUUGUAUUCUUAGGUAUUAAAGUGUAGAUUUCUGCCAGGAGGUUCUUAACCACAGGUUCUUAUUAGCGGGUGUUUACUGUAACUGCCUCUAUAGUCAAACCAGUCAAACCUGUAUUAAGCGGACCUCUAUAAGCGGUCACCAAUUAAAGUCCUGGAAAUAGCUUCCCUUAAUUAUUGUAAAAAAUGACCUGCAUUUAGCAGUUACCUCUAUUAAGCAGCCGUGGUCACCUGUUUUCGAGGUCCCAAUCAGUAAUUCUUUAUUGUCUUUACCUCUAUUAAACUGUCCUAGAGCUAGGAAAAGUAGUGGAGAGUAAUGGGUAUAAAGCGGCGGGCCAUAAAUUAAGGGGCAAAACAAGGAUCGUGGUUAAUUUUAAUCCUGAAAGAUUACAACUAAACCACAUUUUGGUACCUUAUGGGUCAAAAAAGAUGAUGAGGGAAAGGAUAGAUCUGUUUGUUUUUUCUUUGGUCCGUACAUUAAGUUGAGGACCGAAAAUUUACCAAUCCAGAAAAAAAAAAAGAAAAUAUAAGUAUGAGCGGUCUUGACAAAUGAUUUUGAGCAGAACAUAUUGAACUCAUUGUGCUGUAACUGAGGGCAUAACCGUUUAUCCUGUAGCAAGUAAGAUCUCGGUGAAAUGGGGUUUGAAAAGUUGUGCUUAGUUGUUAUUUUACAGAAACGACUGCCACUAUAGACAAUGUAACUUGAAUUAUAUCAUUAUCUUUCCUUACCGUUUCAGUUUCCUAUUCUACCUGAAUCUACAAUGAAGGUGACCAAGGAUACAGUUACAAUUACUGGGCUGGAUUUAACAGGAGACACUGUUCAACUAAAAGAUGCUGAUCCAAAUGAGCUUCAGCUUUUUAUUGACAAGAUGCCCGCCACUAUCAAAGGUAAGAGUGUGAAAUAUGGUUUUUGAUAAAAAGAGGAAUAGGAUUAAACUUACUCUAUGUACGUAAGUUUAGAAACAGGUAGCUCAAGCUUAUGACGACAGUAGUUAGUUUGGUUUUUUGAAUUUAGAAGCAUAUUGUUAAACCCGUACAUAUGUAUGAAUAGCUGGGCUUAAAUAUUUAACAUUGAUGAGUGAAAUAUCCAGACUAAAGUUUAUAAACAUUAACGCUUAUGAAUUUGGUCAACCGGCAAUCCUCGCGUCAAAACGCGCUGUCAACAGUGUCAAGAAGGGCAGACUACAAGAACAACAUUUAUCUACUUAAAAAGAGCAUGAUAUCGGGCUGGCCCCAAUUCUAGUCAUUUGGAGUCAACAAAUCAGAUCAUAUUUAAGACUAGAUGAAAGCUUAGGGUCAAACAUUAGUUACACUUUCUCAAAGCCCGUUUCCAUUUUUCUUUCUUUUUUCUUUUUUUUUAAGACUAUUCUCUGUGGGUAAUUCAUCAACCAGUGCUAGAUGAAUCUGGGAAGAGCUACAUGAUUGUAUUUUUUUACCCCUUAAUUCAUUUCGUUGUUUCUAAAGACGUAUCUCACGUUGGCCCAGAAUGUUGAAACACUCAAUAGCGCUAACCUAUCCAUCUCAAAAUUAAACAAGACUUACUUGUAACUUGCAGUUUGAUUGAGAUUCUACCGAGUUAUAAAGUACUGGGAGCCGAUAAAAGUAAAAAGGAAACAUCUCUUGACAAAGAGUACUAGCCUGCACAAGGCUUCAAACUAGAUUAACUAAAAGAAAUAUACAUGUAGAAUACUCAAUUGAAAGUACGCGCGUACGUUUGACAUAUCAGAGAGAUGCAAAAACAAAUUCGUGCUUAAAUACCGCACAAAGCACUUUCCAUGUGGUUUUGUGUUUCGUAUACAUGUUCAGUAUACAUACCGAGAGAUCAUUCUGUCAGCCUUUUAUUUUAACGAUUUCCAGAGUGCUAAAGUGAUAAACUUGCUGCUACACGUUGUGAAAUGACUUGAAAGGAAACGACGUCUCUGUGCGUGACGUCGUCGUUUAAAACCUAUAAGUAUUAAAAUUAGAACGAUGGUAAGGAUAUGAGGUACAGGCGCUGAUCUAGGAUAACUACUGACCGUUUUUGUAACAGCGAAAGCCGAAAGCGCCAUGUUCUAGAGGGCCGGGGGCAUUCUCCCCCUCUGGAAUUUUUCGGAUUUUAACUUCCUAAACACCCUUUUCCUUGGUUUCUGAGUCAUUCAGACAGGAUAUUGGCCAGUUGAGGAUGAAUCCUUGCAAAUCGGCGGAUUACUUCAUCAAGGUCAAUUUUCGUAUUGUAGUGGGUAUGAAGCAAGGCGAGUCCAAACCAUUUUCAAGAUUAACUUGGAAAUUUUUAUAUUAUUAAAAAUGUAUUUAUUAUAAAAAAGUUGACCGAUUCCCGUAAGUCGAUCUGUAGAAACUGGUGUGGAUCCGCGCCUGAGGUAAUACAGGAUUAUACUAUUAGUUUACCGUUUUGCUUUAAAGAGUUGCCUGCGGAAAAUAAAUGAGUUUGAGCAAGAAGUGGCCGGUUUGAAUUAGCAUAAUAGAAAAAUAGCUCCUAUAUGGUCUCAACAAAUUUCCUUUUUGAAUGACUACGAAGCAACUCGCCAAGCAAGGAUGCUGCAAGCACCUAUAACAGGUCGGAAAAUAAGCGCGAAACUCACGAACCGCUGUCGAGGAGAGAGUAGCAAUACUCUUAGGCAUGUUUCAAGCUAAAGAAAACUGGAUAAGUUCCGCCCGUUUAAGAAGUAACCACUUAAUAAAUGUAAUAAAUAUCAACCACUAAUGCAAUACUAACCAUUAAUGUAAUAAAUAUCAACCACUAAUGUAAUAAAAACGUUAACUAAUAAUAAUAAUAAUAAUCAUAAUCAUAGUAAUAAUAAUGGGUCUUUAUUUCACACAAGAUAAAGAUACAUAUCCGAUGUUACAACUGUUUAUAAAUAAAACAUAGAAAAAUACAUAAUGAAAUGAAUAAUAUAAUCAUAGAAUCCUAACUACCCUGUACUAAGGUUGAGUUUAAAUAUUAAUCUAUUUACAAAGGCAGACAUGAGAUUAUAAGAACAGACUUUCUUUGAAGGAAUAUAUGAAGCUAGCGGGUGAUUGUUUAUAGAAGUUACUUUCUUAAAAAUUUUACGGUCUUGAUUCUAUUAAUUAACAGAUCCUCUUUUAAAACGGGGUAAGAAAUAAAACGGCGUUUAUGACGUCUAUCUAAAAAGUUCCGUAUAAUAUUAAGAUCAGGUUCAGAAGCUCCAUAUACGGGUCAACCGCCAUAUAUAAAAAAAUUUAGGCGAAACUAAGACAGUAAACAAGUGAUCUUUUUCAGCUUGUGAAUAUUCCUCUUUUCUAAGGGUCCUUGAAACAUGGAGACAUUUGUUUGCUUUAAUUAAUUUGAGAUUAACGUGCGCCCGAAACAGGCUUACAAUCACUCUGGAUCGUAACCCCCAGUAAAACAAGACUACUGCAUUGAGAAAUGUCAUAUACGGGGUUAUAUUGAGAAUUGUUGCCUUUACUUCUGAAGAUAAGUUCUUUACAUUUUUUUGGAUUGCAAGAGAUGUUGUUCUCUUUAGACCAUGUCAUAAAUUGUCCCACAAGGUUAGCAGACGGACCACAUUGAUUACUAACAGGAGGCACUAUUGUAGACUCACCAGCAUUUUAAAGUAGAGCAGGAGCAUUGUUAAAAGAAAUUUCUAGGUCAUCCAAAAAUAUAUUAAAUAGAUAAGGCCCGCUUACGCUCCUUGGGUGGUCCCCUUGUGAACGACCUUCCAGUUGCAGAGGUGAUUAUUAUAGAAAAUUUGCUCUUGCCAAGCAAUCAAGAAGCUAUGGUACCAAUUAACGAUGUAAGGAUUGAGGGAAGCUGCUUAAGUUUAGCUGAUAACUUGCUAUGAUUUACCGAAUCAAACGCUUUGCUAAAAUCUAUUGUAAACAAACGAACUGCAUUACAGUCUCUGUUGUCUAGGUGUCUAUAUACGUGGUGUUGGAUAGAUAUUAAGGCGUUUGCGCAGUCACCCCCUUGCUGCCUGUAUGCAAAUUGGCUGGGGCUAAGGUUCUUUUCUACAAUCGCUUUGACAUGGGUGUGGUACACAACUUUUUCGAAUGUUCUUGCGAUCACGGACGUGACGUGAUGCCUCGGUAGUCAGAGUCCUCUUUGGGGAUGUCGAACUUUGGUAAGGGGGUUAAUGUUCGCCCUCUUCCAAGAGUCCGGUCAGGUGUGAGUUGAGAGUGACGAAUUCCAGACUGGAGUUAUAUCCGGCGUUUCUAGUUCGGCAUAAUUCGGCAUAAUAAAAAACUUAACCUCUAACGUAAUAACUUUGCGACCAUUAAUGAAACAAACUCAGACAGAACACCUGAUUGGCUAUUUAGAAUUAUUAAGAUUUAUAAAAAAUCACAAGACCUCCUGCUUUGAUGUCAGGCAUUGCUGUUUCAACGAAAUAAGCCGUUUAGAACUUGUUCUAUACCCGAAGAUUUGAUUGCCAGUGGCACAGUGGCUCAAAAAUGCAGCUAAACGUUAAGUCUUGUGGGGAAGUAUUAAGAACCAGUCUGAAAGUGACAAUGUUGAGUGAACUUGUAAACAGGGGAGACUCCCUACAGUUCGCUACAUAGCAGGGCUCUGCCAAAAAGGGGCACUAAACAUGUUUUUUACACUGAAGUCGUAUGCAUGAGAAAAAAUGCCGGUAGAGUAAGAAAGUAAGGGGUUUACUUUUUCAAAGAAAUUAUGGUGUUGUGUCAGUUGGGGGGAAUGAUUUAAAAAUUAAGGAUUUUGAACUCAGGGCAAAACCUCCUCAGGGACCUCAAGCACAGGCAUUAACGGUCUCAGAUUCGCCAGUUUGUCAUGCAUUUACACGCCAUCGGAUUUACAACCCCGAUACAAACACGACAAAGUCUUCCUCAAGUAGUACACCAUCCAAAGCAGUAAACAUGUUAAACAUGGAUGCCUGCGAGAAUAACUGCCACUGAGCAGCUUGGCCGAGCCUUAACUUUGACCUGUAGAAGCACAUAUGCAACAGUCAACACAGGUAGCCCAAGUUCGAAAUAUGAGUAUCGGCGAACAUCGGCCAUGUUACGUAACAUUCGAAAUAUAAGGAUUUGUAGGGGAAAAAACCUAUCGUUUCCGUCCUACGAAAAAAUAUAAAACAAAUAAAAAACAGCAUACCUUGCAUAAAGUGUCUGUUACGACUCUCUUGUGAGGUCUAUGGGCCGAUUUAUGGCCGUUUUAUGGGUUGUACUGUAAAAGGUUUUCUCUCUAUGUAAAGGUUUACGAAGGUUGGGGACUCCAGCGAAGCGGCCCGACGGAUCCACCGAAGGAAAACGGCCGUAAAUUCGCUCCAACGGCUCCAGUCGCCUCCAAAUUCCGCCUAGGUAACACACGAUAGUUUUGCGUUCCAUUCGUGAUUUUGCUUUAAGACGCCUUUCCACCCAGAGCGAAUCAAAGGUCGCCAAUCUAUGCAACCUUUCUCGUCUGAAGCCAUCGACAGAACCUUGGUUUGAACUCCGCGUUACCGUUGAAAGAUAGCGACACGGCCUGAGACUCAAAUUACUCACACUCGGGGUGGGAGACAGUCUCUUGCUCCCGUUGACAUCAAUACCCCAGAAAGAAAACAACAAUUUACCUUCAAUCUCGGAAUUAUAUCCUCAUAAAAACUCCGCUCACUCGGGUUUUCUUCUAAGCUCCCAGCCGCAAACAAAACAGUGAGGAAUUUCUCUAGGGCAAAUUUGUCAAAUUUGUCGCUCGAUCAUUUGACUUUUCUUCAAAACGACAACUGAGUAUUUUCUUCAACUUCCACUUUUCAUUUGUACAUUUUAUCGGUGCAUGUUAAACCGCACAGAAGAGCAGAUUUGCUUAAUAUUUGCCUCAAUUUUGCCGCGCUAGCUUUUCUUUGCGUGCACCAACGGGCAAAUGGUAGAUGGCUAACUGACCAAUCAGAGCUCGCGGUUUACUUUUGUUAUGUUAUAAAUAAACCUUGUAUGCCGUAGUUUUUGUUUAUUUUUAGGUAUGCCUUCUGCCUUAAAUACUUGAAUUUUAGAUUUCUCUUUUUUCUUUUUUCUGCUACCAAGACAUACUCUUCUCCUCUCCUGGGCGACUUUGAGUGAUUAAUUUCCUUUUCUCAAACCCUUACAGAAAAUAUGCAAGAUCUACGUGGAGCAAGCGUACAAACGCGAACACCAAGGCCAUCAAGAGAAGUACGGCAGCACGAACGAGAUUUAGAGAGGCAGCUCAGAGAAAUGCGGCAACGCGAAGAAAAUUUGCAAAGACAGUUGAGGGAGUUACAGCAAAACUCGCAAAGACAGCAGCAACGCGAAGGAAACCUUCAAAUGCAGCUGAGGGAGACACAGCAACGUGAAGAAAACUCACAAAGGCAGCUGAGAGAGAUGCAGCAACGCGAAGGAAACCUUGAAAGGCAGUUGAGGGAGACACAGCAACGUGAAGAAAACUCACAAAGGCAGCUGAGGGAGACACAGCAACGGGAAGAAAACUCACAAAGGCAGCUGAGGGAGACACAGCAACGGGAAGAAAACUCACAAAGGCAGCUGAGAGAGAGGCAGCAACGGGAAGGAAACCUGGAAAGGCAGUUGAGGGAGACACAACAACGUGAAGAAAACUUAGAAAGUCAGCUUAGGGAGAUGCGCCAGCGAUUUGAAAACUCCCAACAACAGGUGUUCACCUUGGAAAGACAGCUUAGAGACAAAGACCAGGAAGUAAAUGAGCUUGUGUUAAGUCUUUCGUUAGCCCAGCAAACAAUAAGUGAACAGCAACAACAGGAAUCAUGCGAUUGGGUCAUUUCCCGCGAUGAAAUUCAAAUGACCAAUAAAUGCCUUGGCAGGGGAGGCUGGGGAAGUGUUUAUGAAGGCGUGUAUUGUGGCUGCACUGUAGCAGUAAAGCAAAUUCAUGAUCUAAUUCUUUCCCCUCAUAAUAUUCGUCUUUUUGAGAGAGAAAUGAAUAUUGGAUCCAAAUGCCGCCAUCCUCACUUGCUUCAGUUUAUCGGCGCCACUAAUGAUGAGGGAAACCCUCUGUUUGUGACGGAGCUGAUGGAAAAAAGUUUGCGAGCUCUGUUAGAACAGCGGCAACUCUCCGAGAUAGAAAUACGUGUCAUUCUUCUGGAUGUAGCCCGAGCAAUCAACUACCUUCAUCAGAAGAAACCAGAGCCUAUCAUUCACCGGGAUGUGAGCAGUGCUAAUGUGUUGCUAUGGCGACAAGGUGACCAAUGGAGAGGCAAAGUGUCAGACUAUGGCACUGCUAAUUUCAUGCAGCAGACCAUGACAGUGGCUCCUGGAGCUAUGAUUUACUGCGCACCUGAGGCACUUACAUCGAACCAAACGGUCAAGGUGAGUUUUCUUGAAUUUAGGGCUUUUCUGAUUCAACACUGUUUCAUCAACACGUUUUAGAUUUAGAAGAAACGCGUUGGUGCAUUGAUCUUGAGCGCUGGUUGGUCGUUUACUCACAGAAAAGAAACUGUACUACACUUUGUCCUUCUUCACCUUGGUGUAAAAUUGAAAGCAGCAAAUUGAUGCUGAUCUGUUUAGCUUUGUGUGAGCCAGACUAACAUUCUGUGCUCAUUCUCUUACUGCUUAAUUCCCGGCCAAACAGUGGUAACGGUGAUAGUUUUUACCUUCACCGUUUGACCUCAAACAUUUAUGGGUAAUCUCGACUACUGAUCGUUUUCCAGGAGUUUACACUGUACACAACGAAAGCAAGCUGUAGACGUGUGGUUUUCUCAUUAAAUGUUUUAAAAUUAAUUUUAUCCAUUUAAAGAUUUUUUAAUCUGACCGAAUACAUAGAGAUUAUCGUUAAAAAUUCAGGUCUAAUUACGCACACAGGAAUGCAGAUUUGAAUUUGAUACUGGUUGCGUAGUUACAAAAAGAGGGAAUGAUCUAAAAUGACCUAAAAAUGUGCUACAACGGUAUCUAAAAUAAAUAUUAAAAGAUGUCUCAAAUAACCUUAAAUUAUUAAACUAAUAUAGGCAAUAGGAAUGUAAUUUCGUUGACCGCGCAUGUGGUUUCGAAAGAGUUCUUCUGUUAAAAUAUGUUUGUAACAUGUUUCCUGAAGAAUGCAACAACGUUACGUUGACACACAACACAAUGGAUUAGCAUGACACGUAAGCCUCCCACUCACGCGGCGCGGAGAUGAUGGCGCGCUAAAAAGCCAGUUUGCCUAACAAAUCAGUUGCCAUUAGAUCUCACAUCGCACUUGUUCUACAUCAAUCAAAACUCCAAAUGAUCAGGUCCAAUUGUAACAGCUUACAUAUUCAUUCCGAAAUUUUAUUUAGUCUGAUCUCAGGUGUAAUACAGUCGACAGGUAAACUCAAGAUUUUUGCGCCAUCAGCUCUACUCCAAUCAAAGCUGCGUUGCUGGGCGAAUUUUUUUUCCUCGUGUCAUUAUCUCCGCACCGCGUGACAAGAAGACUUACGUGACACACUAACCCUGCUCUUUGUCAACGUAAAGUUUAUAUUGAGUUGUUUAUUAGGAAACAUUCAGCGCUAUAACUAAGAAGUAGGUGAGACCGAGAACUGUCCACAACUGAUGGGCCUGAACUUUAGGGAAGUUUCAAUUGUUUCGAAACCACUUGCGAGGUCAGCAAAAAACAAAAUAAUAAUAUUAAAAAUAAAAAAUAUGUGUAUCGUUCAUAGGUUGAUGUUUAUAGCUUUGGUGUUCUUCUUUGUGAAAUGUGCGUCCGAGAACUUCCAGAUCCUAGAAGGCGUGAACAGCAAGUUCUGCUCAUGACGAACCAUGUGUUGAGAGGCCUGGUGCGGCGAUGCCUGCAGACAGAUCCUGAAGCGAGACCAACCAUGCAAAGGAUAAUCGAUGAACUGUCAAGAUCUGUGUAA
Molecule: messenger RNA, 21112 nt
Organism: Porites lobata
Lineage: Eukaryota; Metazoa; Cnidaria; Anthozoa; Scleractinia; Poritidae
Source: the annotation of a GenBank genome assembly